This is a messenger RNA of Rhizopus microsporus ATCC 52813, 1134 nucleotides long. RefSeq lists its product as uncharacterized. Gene Ontology annotation, cellular component: mitochondrion. NCBI's taxonomy places the organism in Eukaryota, Fungi, Mucoromycota, Mucoromycetes, Mucorales, Rhizopodaceae. The record is from RefSeq and is a predicted model, not a curated record. The transcript has a single exon. The coding region runs from base 76 to 1023 and encodes 315 amino acids.
UAAAAAGACAAAAGGACCAAAUAAGGAAAAAACUUAGCUGAUAACCUGUCAAUAGGCAUAAAAACAAGUGUCUCAAUGCUGCGACAUGCUUCAAGAAACUAUACAACUCGUCAAGAAGACGAUAGACAGGAUACAAAUAAUGAACAUGCUCAUUUUUGGGAACCCCCUCCUCCUUCUUCUUCAGAUAAAUUAGAUUCAUCAAAAAGAGUAGAUCGAGAUUUUGAAAUAUUGCUAGAGACUCUAUUUGAUGAAUCACUUAAUACCAGAGACCCAUUUGUUCCUUCAUCCAUUGAACCACCAAAGAGAAUUAGACAAAAUGAAUCCAUUAUAGAGAAAAAACUACUGGAUCUUGUCAAGAAUAAGGUUUAUAAACCCAAAGCACCACUCCCAAAGAGUAUAUUUUCAACAGUACAACAUUCGACAAAGUACGAAACAAAGCAAAAGAAGCCAAGUGGUAGUAUUUUGGAUGAAAUAGAGCCCUUUGAUUACAAUUGGUAUAAAGAUAAAGUGACAAAUGAUAUACGUAUCAAGAAUAAGGAAAAGGAACUACAGCUGAUAAAUGCUAUUGCUGAAUCUGAAUCAAUAUACGAGCCAUUAACUGUCUUGUUUGAUCAAAUCAAUCAAGAGACUUACCCAGACUAUUAUCACAGAGUUAUAAAGGCAGCCAUUGAUUAUACAUCAAAAAAGGAUCCUUAUUUGACAUUGUCAAUAUUUGAACAAGUCAAGGAAAAGAGUAUCAAGAGUUACGUAAGUGGAUGCACAGCUGAUGUUUAUAAUGCAAUACUUUUGUUAAGAUGGGAGACAUGGAAAGAUGUUUAUGGAAUGCUAGAUUUAUUAGAAGAGAUGUCAUCAAAUGGUAUUGCAGUCAACAAUGAGACUAGGAAUAUUGUAAGAAUGGCUGUGAAUGAAGUAGAGCAAGAAGAGCAACUGAGUGAUGACUAUCAAGGCAUCUACUGGAAUAUAGAAGAAAAAAGAGCCUGUAAUAUCAUGAAGGAAAUGGCAAACAAAUGGUUAAUUCAUUAAAUUAUUGAUUGGUGUUUGACAAUAAAUCCGACAAAAAAAGUUGUCAAUUCACUUGACUGUUUAUGGGGUGCGUCAGUCAAAUUUGACAUUUUUUUCUUAUUUCUUUCUUUC